This is a messenger RNA of Blastomyces dermatitidis ER-3, 567 nucleotides long. RefSeq lists its product as uncharacterized. The transcript has a single exon. The record is from RefSeq and is a predicted model, not a curated record. Bases 1 to 567 code for a protein of 188 amino acids. Lineage: Eukaryota; Fungi; Ascomycota; Eurotiomycetes; Onygenales; Ajellomycetaceae.
AUGACAAACCUCACAGAGGUUAUCAAUGUGUCAGCCUGUUUUGUGGAACCCCACAAGGAUCCUUUCAACGGGCGUUUAUACAUAUCAAAGGACGUCAUCUUCCAGGAGGACCUCCAUCUUGCUGAUCCAUCGAUAUCAACUACUCCACACAACCUGAAGGUCCUAUCCAAUGCGGCCCGUAAAGCGGCUGCGGCGAUUCCUUCAGCGACACCAGGCCUACCCACUGCGGCCUGUCAAGAGACUGCAGCGAUUCCUGAUCCAUCAAUUGAUAAUCUAUUCAUUGAUGAGAAAAUUCGACUUGAGUGUCCAUUAUUUCUCAUACCCACUAAUAAUUGGUGGAUUGACUAUGAUAUCUCCGCAAGAAUAUCUACUCUUUUAGUGCAGAAUACACUGAACUCCUCAGAAUUCACAGUUGAAUCAGAUGAUCCUCCGACAUCUACAAGGGAUAUCACUACAGUGAGGGAAGCUUCAGUGAGGGACAGUCUUGAAGACCUACUCACUGAUCCCGAGAUCACUGCACUCCUGAUCCUGAAAAACCUCACAUGCGCCAAAGCUUCCAUGAAAUAG